GUCCGGCGCGAACAAUGGAAGUGGCGUUCGAUAAAACAUACGAAACGAACCAGUCACCUCGUAGCGACGGGUGCGCGAACACACUCGCCGCAGCGGUCCGAGCGUUCGUGUGAUAUCCAGUGCCGGUCCGCGUCGUGCGCCGAAAGUUCCGAUCGGAUUCGAUUCGGUCGAAAACGACCGUGGCACCGCGAUAGCGGAUUUCUGGCGGUCGUUUUCCUUAUAUUUCGUUCGCCGACCCUCCGCGGAGGUCUAAUAGCGUUUGGUUCGCGUUGCUGGAACCACGCGUUUGCGGCAAACCCGAAGGGACGAUCGGCGGCCGGGGUCCGCCAAGUGUCCGCGAGGAUCACCCGUACGCCCUUCGACGGCGACCUACCCGCAUCAGGACGCGGACGACCGACGGCGAUCUGCGCAGGUGAUUGGGUUGCGAAUUAUCACAAUUGGAGGAAGUGAAAAUUUCAAAUCAUGAACACGAGAUUUCACAAGGCGGCUCAAGACGGUUUCGUGAAUAUACUGAAAGAGGCGACGAAAAGAGAUUGUAAUGCCAAAGACGAAGAUGGAAUGACACCAACGUUGUGGGCGGCUUUUAAAGGACACCUGGAAGCGUUGAGAGUGCUCGUCGGAAGAGGGGGUGAUCCAGAAAAAUGCAAUUACCAUUUAGGACAAAACGCAUUACAUCUGGCCGCAUCCAAAGGCCAUUUGAGUUGUGUAGUAUUUCUGGUGGGUUUUGAUGUUAACCUAUGGGCUUUGGAUUUGGAUUUUCUCACGGCAAUGCAAUUGGCAGGCAUACACGGCAAAUCGCAAGUGCUUCAGUAUUUGGACAAAGCUGCCGCAUUACAAAUAAUGCAAAACAAGAAAAAAGUCGAAUCCAAAAAGGAAAAAGCACAAAAAGAUGCGGAACGUAAUCUGAAGAAAUAUGAAGAACGAACCAAGAAAGAAAGAGAGAAAGAAAAAAAACAAAUUCGAAAAGUCGAAAAAGAAUAUUUAGGUGGCAACAAAGCGGACUCUGAGACUGCUAUACCGACAGUUCGAGCGGUACCUUUAUCGCUGCGUAAAUCGUCGUCAGACCUGUCUUGCAAGUCGUUCACGGAAAUCGUCGGCUCCGGUACCGUGAAAAAACCGUUCACCAGCUCGAGCGGCGUGAAGAAGAUAUUGGACAGAAAACUGAAGGCGGCGGACGGGCACAAUAAAACCAACAAAUCGGCGUUCAGGUUGCAGUCAAAAGAGGUCGAGGAUAGCACGAGCGUACGUACCAUAACGUCUAACGGAGAUUCGCAGAUUAUUUAUGUCAACUCGUACGAAAACGAGAACGGAGGAAAAAGAGGCAGAAUUUCGGACGUCUUUGAAUUGCACCGUACGAAUUCGCAACCAGACUUCAUCAUGAAUCUACAGAACAACGAUCUGAACAAAAUCCACAGACACGAUCAAGGGAGCAUGUUCGAUCGACCGGGUUUCGGAAGCGUUGCGUUUAGACAAAAUGUUACUACGAUUCCGGUACCGGACGUGUCCAGAGCUACUGUUGAAGACGAGUCGUGCAGUAUCGGCAGCGCUGGUAGCCUGGUGAAGCGGAACCAGCCGAGCAGCACAAUGUCCUGGGACGAAUUUCAGAACAGUGACGAGGAAAACAUCGCGUUGAACGGGCGCAGUGCCAAAUGGUCGCUGGUGAACAAGUUCUUGGUGUCGGCGGGCGUGAGCGAGUACGUGGACAAGUUCGUCGAGCAACGGGUGGACUUGGACGCGCUGUUCAUGCUGGACGACCAAGACUUGAUCUCCCUCGGGCUACCACUGGGCCCCAGAAAGAAGCUGUUGAACGCCAUCGAAGAACGAACGAAGAAACGCGGCGGUGCAGGACACCUCGCCACUAUUACGGACAACGAAUCCUGCAAACUCGAAUAAAAUAUGCUAACACAUUGUUAUUAUUUAAUCGCCCGUGUCGUUAAGCUGUUCAUUUUUAAUAUUUUCAAGUAUUGUGUAGCGUUCGUGUGUUUCGCGUACACCAAUAUUUUUUUCUAGUACACGUGUGUGUUUGUGCAAUUUUUUUCUACGACUUUUUUUCAUGUACACUUUUUAUACGUUUAUAUACUUUUUGGUACCUAUGAAUUUGUAAUAUUCCAUUUAUUGUAUAGUACUACUUUGAUCGUUCUUUUUUUUUUUUGUUUUUGGUUUCGUAUAACGUGCCUAUCUUAACUACAAUUACACUAUUGUACAAGACUUAAUUGUCUAUGACAUUUACUAUUGUAAAAUAUUAUAAUUUUUUUUUACUUAUGUUGCAUACGAUUUUUUAUAAUCAUAUAAUAUACAAUUUUUAUACUGCGAAACAAUAACACCGAAACAUACUAUUAUAAUUUUACACAGAAUUACUAUAAUAUUAAGUACUUACAGUGUUAUGAAUAGGGUUCAAGACUUAUUGUACAAAUAUUUUAGGAAAUAUGCGUAUAAAUAU
Molecule: messenger RNA, 2440 nt
Organism: Sipha flava (yellow sugarcane aphid)
Lineage: Eukaryota; Metazoa; Arthropoda; Insecta; Hemiptera; Aphididae
Gene: Sans
Product: Usher syndrome type-1G protein homolog
Exons: 10
Coding region: 463-1893 (476 amino acids)
Molecular function (GO): protein binding
Source: RefSeq, a predicted model, not a curated record